This is a messenger RNA of Sitodiplosis mosellana (orange wheat blossom midge), 2863 nucleotides long. RefSeq names its product neprilysin-2-like. Gene Ontology annotation, biological process: protein processing. The coding region runs from base 365 to 2623 and encodes 752 amino acids. The record is from RefSeq and is a predicted model, not a curated record. The transcript has 10 exons. Gene Ontology annotation, cellular component: plasma membrane. Gene Ontology annotation, molecular function: metalloendopeptidase activity. Lineage: Eukaryota; Metazoa; Arthropoda; Insecta; Diptera; Cecidomyiidae.
GACUCAGUUCAUCGUGGCCGGCCUGAUUGAAUGGUAGUGCUAGAUUUUUAUUUGGUAUAGCUUAAACUUUCAACAUUCUAUCAAGUGGUUUUUAAAAGUUUUUUUUCUCAAGAAAAUCACAUUUUUUCAUCGUCCAAAAGACUUUCAUUUUUGUUUGACCAACAAGUGAUAUAAUUAUACACUAAUCAGCUAUGCUUGAAAAGAUAUAUUGCCAUUGUGUAAAAAAGUAAAGAUGUUUGUAUAUGGCACUAUCAUCGAUCAAUGAAUGAAAGUUGUUGAGGUGUCUGCGUUUUUAAAACUAAUGAAGCAUUCAUGAAAUAUUAACUCGUGCUGAAACUGUUAACCUGAAAGAAUCACAUUAAUCAUGACCAGUGGAGACCAAACUGUCACAAAAAUCCCAGAGUGGUGGACUCGGCGUACAACUUUGGACAAAUCAUUAAUCGUAUUCGGUAUAAUAGCACUAAUAGGAAAAGUCGUUCUAUUCGCGUUACUUUAUGCCGUUGUUGUUGAGAAAAAAGAGUGUGAAAAUCAGGCAAAUAAAACGAAACAUAUUGAUGUGUGUCUAACACCUGGAUGUAUUCACGCUGCCUCACGUGUCCUCGAUCAGAUGGACAAAACGUUUGAGCCUUGUGAUGACUUCUACAAUUUCGCAUGCGGAAAAUUUGUGAAAGAAACGAUGAUACCCGAUGAAAAGGUAUCGGUCGACACUAAUUCGAUAAUUGGCGACCAACUUCAGGAACAGUUGCGUACAUUGAUUAGCGACAAAAUCGAUCCAGACGAUUCGGCACCAUUUAAUAUGGCUAAGAAGCUGUACAAAGCCUGCAUGAAUAAAACGUUGAUUGAGGACCGUGGAUUGAAACCAUUGUUCGAUAUCACAGACCAACUCGGCGGAUGGCCGGUUGUCAAAGGUGAUGAAUGGGAUAUGAAAUCUGAAUGGAGCUGGACAUGGGCUGUUAGAGAAUUCCGUAAAAUUGGCUUCAGUGCGAAUUACAUAUUCCAUUUUUCUAUUGGCGUUGAUUUGAAAAAUUCUACAGCUCGAAUAAUUGACAUCGAUCAGGCUGCGCUCGGUUUGAGUCGAGAAUAUUUGAGCAAAGGAUUGGAAGACAAAAUCGUUAAGGCAUACUAUGAAUACAUGGUUGAUAUUGCCGUUAUAUAUGGUGCCGAUCGCAACCGUGCCGAACGAGAGCUCAUGGAAUCACUUCAGUUUGAAAUGAAAUUGGCCAAUAUUUCCCUGCCGAAUGAAAAGCGAAGAAACGCCACAGCACUCUACAAUCCAUAUACAUUGAAACAAGUGCAGCAGAUGUACCCAUUCAUUCAAUGGGUUGAAUACAUAAAUGCCUUAUUACCACCGUCAUUGUCAGUCGACGAGAAUGAGGUUAUUGUGGUUAGUGUGCCGUCUUAUUUCGAAAGUUUGGGACAAUUGUUGCAAGACACACCGAAGCGUACCAUUGCGAACUACAUGAUGUGGCGUGUUAUAGACUUCUCAUCAUUCUUCCUGACUGAUGAAAUUCGCGGACGGCAAUUGGUGUAUAGCACAGUCGUCAGCGGUGAGCAGGAGCAAUUAGCAAGAUGGAAAGAAUGCACUGACAUCACUAGUGGGAACAUGGAGGUAACCAGUGGCAGUUUGUCAAUAGCCGUUGGUGCGCUUUAUGUGCGAAAAUACUUCCGACAAGAUUCAAAAGCUGCCGCACUGGAUAUGGUCAAUGGAUUGCGCAAAGAGUUCGAACUCCUGUUAAACGAAGUCAAUUGGAUGGACGAUGAAACACGCAAAUCAGCGCUCAACAAAUUAAAAGCCAUGUCUACACAUAUUGGCUACCCAGAUGAGAUUAUGGACAAUGCUAAAAUUGAAAAAUACUACGAAAACUUGGAAAUCGAUGAAAAUAACUAUCUCUCGUCUGUUUUGAAUAUGAACGUGUUCGGUACGGAUUAUGCAUUCAACAAACUUCGCAAGCCGGUUAACAAAACUGAUUGGGUCAAUUAUGCACAUACAGCCGUUGUUGAUGCUUACUAUUCGCCUUUAGACAACAGCAUAGAAUUCCCAGCAGGUAUUCUACAAGGGCAAUUAUUUUCAGCCGACAGACCAAAUUAUCUCAACUUUGGAGGAAUUGGCUCUAUAAUUGGUCAUGAGAUUACCCAUGGAUUUGACGAUGAGGGCCGUCAAUUUGAUUUCAAUGGCAAUUUAGUUGAUUGGUGGAAAGAAACAACUAAAGAACACUACUUGGAAAGGGCUAAUUGUAUCAUUGAACAGUACGGAAAUUAUACAGAGCCUUCAACCGGCUUAAAAUUAAACGGGAGAAACACUCAAGGAGAGAACAUCGCUGACAAUGGAGGCAUUAAGGAGUCAUAUCUCGCUUAUCUGAAAUGGGAAGAAGAAAAUGGCCCUGAACUAAAAUUACCCGGCUUAGAUUAUACUCCACAGCAAAUGUUCUGGAUCUCAGCAGCACAAAACUGGUGCGCAGUAGAUCGUCCAGAAAUAUUGAACAUACAAAUAACAACAGAUGAGCAUUCUCCAGCACAAUUCCGUGUGCUUGGACCAAUCAGUAACCGGAAAGAGUUCGCCAGUGAUUUCAAUUGUCCAGUAGGAUCACCAAUGAACCCAGCGAAGAAGUGUGAAGUUUGGUAGUCUAUUACAAUAAAUGAAAUAUAUAAUAUUAAAUAAAAAUAAACGGUAUUACAAUCAAUUUACAAUCAUUCAAUGAAUAUUUUGAAGAAAAAAUUCGUGACAAUUAAACUGUGUUUUUUUUGGUUUCAAAUGAAUUUAUCAUUACCGGAAAAUAUUCAUUCAACAAUUGAAUGUGUAAUCAAAAAUAAGAACACAAUUAUUAUGUAAUAAAAUUUUAAACAAAACCAAUUCAAUUUAUAA